Plasmopara halstedii is the source of this 411-nucleotide messenger RNA. RefSeq lists its product as uncharacterized. The record is from RefSeq and is a predicted model, not a curated record. Lineage: Eukaryota; Oomycota; Peronosporomycetes; Peronosporales; Peronosporaceae. Bases 1 to 411 code for a protein of 136 amino acids. The transcript is spliced from 2 exons.
AUGACGGAUGCUAAAUGCGCAGUCUAUCUGUGCUUUCAGACAAGAUUUACAAGCGAAAAUGGAGCUAUGCUUGAUGCAGUGAAGCUAGUUCGUGGGUUAACUGGCUCGAUAGUUUAUGAAGCAAAUGCUACUCGUCGAGAUUUGCGUGGCGACUGGAGCACUUUUGCGCUUUCAAGCCGAUCCCUCGAGUCGGCUUGGCGUCGAUCUAUAUCCAGAGUUAUACUCGAAGUUGUCGGUGCACCCAUACAUUACAAGUGCGAAUUACAACAGACGGUAGUUUGUAUUCCGCGCAAACGCAGUACAUAUCGAUGGCUUUGGGAGCUCAUGACGCAGCGAGGUAUCGCGAUUUGCUUCAAGCAAUGGAGCUCAAGUAAAAACAGCAUUGUAACAAAUCAUGACUACACACCAUGA